This is a messenger RNA of Nothobranchius furzeri (turquoise killifish), 525 nucleotides long. NCBI's taxonomy places the organism in Eukaryota, Metazoa, Chordata, Actinopteri, Cyprinodontiformes, Nothobranchiidae. The record is from RefSeq and is a predicted model, not a curated record.
AUGCCGGGCUCCACCGUCACCCCCUGUCCCAGGACGGAACCACGGGCUCACCGCUACCCCGGCUCGGCACGCCAGCUUGGACCCGCCCCCACUCAGAUCAGCGGCCCCGUCUCCGGUCCAGCCAAAGGACCGAGCUCGCAGCCCAUCCAACAGGGCCUGCUGGCCUCCGAGCUGAGCUGUGCCAGGUUCCGCGCCACCAGUCCAGUCAGCGCCCGGUCCCAUGCCACCUGUCCAAGGUCGACGUCUCCUCCGGCGUCUCGACCUGCCGCGGCUCUGCCUCCGGUCACCGCUGGUCCUGCCCUCGCCACACGAGCCUCCCAGAGCGCGUCGCCCUCUCCUCCUCUGCCCCAGACGCAGUCCCCCCAGAGCCCAUCGCCAUUUCCUCCUCUGCCCCAGACGCAGGCCCCCCAGAGCUCGUCACCGUCUCCUCCUCUGACCCAGACACAGGCCGCCGGACUCUACUGCGUUUGGAUCCUCAACUCCACUUCACUCACCAGCAUGCGUGACAGCUACCCACACAUUUAG